AUGAACAUACUAGAGAUCAAAGUUGUUGCUGGAUUUAUUAAUUACAAGGUUUGUGUUUUUUCAUAUUUUAGAACUCUGGUCAAUAUAUAUUUGGUGUAUACCAUUGUAAUAAUAGUUACAUAAAAGUAAUGAUGUGAAGAAGACAUUGUAUAUCUUGGAUGACUUAAAGACAUGAUCUCUUAUCAUGUAAUUUUAUAUUUUUGGGAUUAUGUACUCCUUUUGUCAAAGAUGCAAGGUAAAUUCUUCAUCAGAUACCUUAAUUGUGCCGUUAAAUCAAAAGAUCUCUGUCUGUAAUUCUAAGUCUGAGGUGUACAGUCAAGUCACUCUUAAGUGGGCACUUUAGGGAGAUGGCUAUUUAAUAAGUUUAUUUUAGAAAAAUAUAAUCAGAAAGUUAUGAGUGAACUAUGGUACAGUACUUACUGGUAAUUAGUUUACCCACUUAACCAUCCAAUUUCAUUUCAGAAUGAAACUACAUUAUAGAAUGUGUCACAACGUUGAUGAAAUAUUCCUUAUUUCUCUCUGAUUUUAUAACAAACCUGUCGGUGACUGCUUAUGAGAAACACAGUACCAAAAAUGUGUCCAACAUUUUUUAAUAUGGUCACUUACAGGAGUGUUUUGGAAACAGUGACAAACAGAAACAAAAUGGUUAUUGGCAGAGUGGUCACAAAAAAAUCAAAUAUCUUUGAAAACUUUUGAUGCUAAAUUUAGAUUCAGUGGAAUUUAAAUGUCCUAUGGGACCAAUAUAUCUGGUGAUUUAUAUCCCUCCUACAACAUAUAUUACAGACUUUUGAGUUAUCCUGACAACCAAACAGUAUUAAUCAAUUUUUAUUAAUUGUCUCACAGAUUUGCCGUCUAAGUUUCCAAGCAUCAGCCCCAUUAGAUGCCAUAUCACAAUUCAGAAAGCAUGUGGAUUUGUUUAAGGAAAAGGUUGGCUGCCCUGACUUAGCCUUUGAACACUCAGCCUGGCUCUCCAAACAGUGAGUAUUUUUUCUGUUUAGCCUUCUCACUCUUAACUGGAAGGUCUGCAUUCAGUUGUUUUUUGGGCACUUACAUAUGUACAGCUAAAGUACCUCCCUCCACCCCAGAGUUGAAAUAAGUAUCGGCCAAUUAUGAAGGGAAUUUGAUAAAAAUGCUGGGGGGUGGGGGUAGGGGGUAAUCUACUAGACCUAUAUGUAGCAUCAAAUCCAGAGAGAGAACUUUUAGUCUCUUUAUGCUACAGAAACCAUGAUAACCUUUGAUGUGGUGAGUCCUCUUUGGUUUGUGUUCUAGAAGGUUUUUGCUUUCAAAGAAACCCAAGCUGUGACCAGGAUCUAACAACUCUUGUUUCUUAACAACAUUAGAUCAAGAACAGGUCAAGUUGAAGUGAAAUUUUUGACUGAACUUUUCAACGUAAUGGAACUGAAAUGAUGAAAACAGGAGACUUUUAAAUAAUUUGUUAGUCAGUUCAAUGAUGAAUAAUUGUCAAAGUUAAUACAACAUGCUGUAUGGUAAGGGAAUUAUAGAGGCUUAAUCAAUAACAAACCAUGUGAAAAAUUAAUACAGGUUCAGUUUAUUUGGAGAACUGUUUGAUGAAGCCAUCAGAAAUGGUUUAACCGCCUUACAGGUAACAAUGUAGAAGAUCUGUGUUGGCAUAUUGGUUUAAUGAAUGAAAUAUUUAUUUAUUAAAUCUACAAACAACAAUAGAUCUGUAAGAAGAGAAAGAAAUUCUUACUAAUUAUGUUACUAAGUAUUCUGAAUUGGUAUUUAGAAUAAAGAAAAAAUUGUCUCUCAUUAUGCUAUAUCUCUUAUGAUAAUUGUAUGCAAUAUAAAUGAAUAGAAUGGAGUGUUUUUCUGUUUUAAAGGUACUUUUUUGUCAUCUCUUAACAAUCAUGAUGAUUUUUUCUCCCCUAAUUAAAUUUUGGCUAUAAACAGAGAGAGGCACCUUAAUAAAUAGGAUUGAUGUAAAUGUGCCCAAACAAAUCUGGUCUAGUGACUGAUUAGAGUGUCCAAAUCAGUCAUACUCUCAGAUUCUGGUAAAGACUUAACUGUUACUUUAUCACAGACUCAACACCCAGGAUUUUACUAUCAACAAGCAGCAAACAAUGCCAUUGUCAGGAGACAGCUUUGCCAGGGCUUGUGUCAUGUAAGUAAAAUUAUUAUCAUGCCAGAGGAUUGCUGAGAACAAUCUGAAGGAACAGUGACAGACACAAACUCAAAGGAGCAAUAUUUUUCUUAAUGAAAGUGACCAUUUUUUUAUCAUUAGUUGAAACUUACCAAUAAAAAUUUGAAGACUAGAACUGUCUGACUUAGGUAAUUUUGAAGUACAAAUUAUUUCCAAAGAACUUUUCCUGGAGGGCCUUACCCAGAUAAAUAAGUAUGUAGCCCAAUUAUUGGGCUACAUACUUGUGCACAUGGGUGGACAUAGCUACAAUGGAGGUCAAAGCUUGUUCGGACAGUUAUCAAAAAGAUAUCCUAUAUCCAAACAUAUUACAAAAGGCCAUCUUUCGCCAAUUCAGCUGUGUACACAGAACUCCCCCCCUCUAACAAUGUUGGUAAAGCCUAAGUUUAGGCACUACAUCCUGGUAAUGUUUACAAAGCACACAAAAUUUGAAAUUGUUUGGGGGAGGGGCAGGGAAGGUUUUGAUAUAAGUAAUAUUGCCUUAGACUUUAAACCACCCUUGUAGUGUGGGAUAAUGUUGAAUGUAAACUAGUGGCAAGAAAGGGUCAUAGAUUCCCUUCAGAGUACACCUAACCAAAAACUAAUUAACUACCACUCAAAAGGGUCAUUUGUUUUCUGCAUGUAAUUAACUUUUAUUGUUCAUUGAGUCUGAUGAGUUACUUUUUAGUUAAUACAUUGGAAUCUGUUAUUAAUUCAUCUCUAGACUACCACUCCACUUACUAUGAAUCCCUUAGAAAAUGCUGGAAAUCUCGACUUCUAUGGUCAGAGACCUUGGAGACAAGGUUUUCAAGGUAACUGCAAAUAUAUAAUUUUUUUCCUCUGGCAGUGUUUUUUAGAGUAAGUACAAAAGGUGUUGAGACACUCAGUAAGUUUCCUUUGCUAAACCAUGUACUGGUUGAAAAGCUCAGUGUUAGAAUUUUGUUCCAUUAGAGGAGGGAAAACUUUUUGUGUAUUAAAAACACUCUGUCAGAAAAAAAAUUUUAAAACUUUUUUUUUUGAGCUUAUUUGAAACUUGAUCUGUUGAGAUGCAAUACUUUCCUUCAAUUUGUAGAACUGCUGGGUUCAUUUGACUUAAUAUAUUUGUAGGAACAGAACCACCAGAUGCAGGAAUAGAGAAGGCUGGAAUUAUAGCCUUGCAGUCCCAAGAAAUCCAAGUGGACCAUUCUGUAAGUGCACUGUAUUGUUUGGCAGACUUUCAUUUCAAGAAAAUUAAGAUCAGAUAAAUGUCAGGGAGACGUCAUGGUGACAAAUUAAGUUUAAAUGCAAGGUUAAUAUGACUGUAAAUUUUUGUUUGUGCGCAAUUGCAUCAAUGAGCUUUCUAGCCAAACCAAAGCAGUUAUGGAUUUGAAAUCCCAAUUGCCAGUAUUACAUAAUACCUUGUUAGCAAAUACUCUUACCAUCAAUCUCUUUAUUUAUGCUUUACUUUUAUAUUUGGUUGAGGUACUUAGAAUACACAGUGGGUUAUCAUUCCCCUUUCAGUAGUAUAUUUGGUUGAGGUACUUAGAAUAUUGGCUCCUUUUUUUUUUCUCCCAGUGGGUUAUCAUUCCCCUUCUCAGUAGUGCAGUGGCUCAGUUUAAAAAGUACAAAUCACCCAGGAUGAAGAGAUACCUGAGUAAGUUCUCUCUUUUUUUACUUUAAACCCUAAGAGUGACCAGCAUCAAAUUUCUCCCUAAAAUAUCAGCCCUGAAUCACAUGUUAAGGUCAUGAGAAUAAAGGAAAUGAUCACCAACCAAAGAGGCUUUUGAUUGGUGAACAAAAUCUCCUUGUCAGCACCUUAGGAAAUGUAUAAAGAACAGUAUGGAGAAUAUAUAGACUGAUUUUAGAGUGUAAAGGGUUAAGAACUUAAGCAAGAUGCAACUAAAAGCUUUUGUUUCUUCAUGACAAUGUACAUGUAGUGCUUUUUAAAAGUUUUUUUUUUAUUAAAUUUACGAAGCAGAGUGAUAUAGUGUACAUAGUCGAGGUCUAUUGGCUUUUCUUAUCUAAUUAUCAAUAUGACAAUAAUAUGCAAUAAGAAUACUUGAUAAAACAUAAGGAUACAACUGUACGUUGAAUAGUAGUUACAAUGAUGAUUAAUAUUGCAUAUGGAUAACUGGGCAAGCUAAUCAUUUUCUACUGUAUGCUCUGAAGUUCUUUCAUGGUCACGUUAACAGCAAGUCUUUUUUGUUAAUUCUGCAGUGGUUCAGAUGGGUGAGGAGUAUUACCAUGCUAGAGAUUACAGUAAAGCUUUAUUGUGAGUGUAGCAUAAGAGAAUGUUUCAGUUUAGAGUCAGUAGUGAUCAAGUAUUGUACCACAGGCAGGCCAGGCCGUUUGAAGCGUCUUCCUACGAAAUUACUUUCGGCCGGAGGCCGUUACGUGAAAGUAAUUUCGUGAAAAGACGCUAACAUACCACAAAAUGAGUUGAUUAAUAUUUCAUUUAACUUUAUUGAGGAAUUCAGACCAAAAUGUAAUUUAGAUAUGCAUUUUUCAGGGCUUUAUUCAUAACCCUCGUAGAUUUCUUCUUUAAGGUUGUUGGGAAAAGUCACCUGGGAUUACCGCAGAGAAAAAUGGUGGUCACUUCUUACGUCAGUUUUAAUCACAUCACUGAGGUACUGUUGUUUUGUAGUAAGUGAGACAAGAUUUGUACUCUCCAGCUCUUGUUUCUGAGAACUCAACAUGUAAACAUUUUCAGUUGAAAUAAUCUGAAUUUACUUGGUUUUGCAUUACCUUGCUUUGUAAUUGGUCUUGAAAACACGCGCCACCCUCUCAACCAAUCAGGUGUAAAAUUGAAACCAAUGGCGCAUUGGUAACGCGCGUUUUCCCGCGCUUCAGGCAGCUUACUUGUUUCCUCUGUAAGUUAUCACUUGUGAUAUUUAUCUUCACUGUGAUUGGUUGUUGGGUUUACCUUGGUUGUGGUUGGCAACACGUUAUUGAAAAGCCCUCAAGCGUGAGAAUCAGGGAUACUACGUCGAGGUUGGUGGAAGUUUGGCUCAUUUACGACACGGACACAGCCAACUCGGACAGACGGAAUAAUUCCACGUCUGUUCAGUUGGACUGCUACAAUGCCAAAAAUCUAAGUUUGUCUUCUUGUUUAACGUCAAAUUAUUGCCAUUACGUUCAAAACAGUUUUUCUCAACUUCAAGUUUUAGAUUUAUUUAUUCGUAUAUCCUUAGUCUUCUUAACUCUUGUUGCAGGUGUGCGUACUUGGUUGGCAAUGUGGAGGAAUAUAUCACCCUUUCGCUUGAAUUGACGGGAAGAUGUAUCCUUGAAAAUGCUGCCUAUCAUUUGAAUAACUGAACGUAGUAUUUUUUUCUGGGUGAAGUGAUUCUUUCGGGUAGAGUUAUUUUCAAUGCAAAGUGAUCUGGGAUUGCAUUGGUGUAACUUAGCUUCGUUAUGUUAUUGGUCAAGAAAACUCGCGCCAUUUUCUCAACCAAUCAGAUGCAAAACUAAAACCAACCACGACUUGGUCUUCCGCGUUUUCCCGCGCUUCAGGCAGGGUGCCUGUUUUUGCUUUGAGUUCCUAUUGGUUCUUCAUGCUAGUCACUCUUAUGGGUUAAAGGGUUAAAUUGGUUUCCAAGUCAGGUGGAGAGGCUGAAAAGUGCCUUCAAAACGCAAGGUAUUCUUGGGCAACCAACUAGUAAGGUUGCAAAAUUUGGGAAUUUUAGGAUAAUAUUGACAUUUGUAGUUGUAUAAAGCGGUACAGAUUUUGCCUAAGUCAAAUUCACUGCGGUGUAAUACGUUAGUAAAACAUCUUACCCAAUAUUUGUUAUUGUAUUAGUGGUAAAGUCCUUGAUUCAAGAAAACAUCAGAUGUUGAAAAUUCACCUGAAGAGAAAACAAGAUGUCAGACUAAUCUUAUUCACGUCAUGUCGGUAAGGACUUACUGCCAAUGGUCGUUUAAAGAGGAUUUAUGGAGGAACUUUUAUUGUAGAACGAGUUUACGCUGAUUCUUUCUGUUUUUGUCAUCUACGACCCUGACACUGGUGAUUUAGACAUGGAAAGCACGCGCGCGGCUGAACGCGAGUUAAAAACGCGGGAGAGUUUCCUUGCCCGCAUGGCUGGUCUUUCGCGCGUGGAUAACUCGCUUUUUGUCGAGCGCUACUAUUACAGGAUGAGCAUGUUACGAAAGACAACUGAAUUCUUAUCACUGUAUCAUGUUUCAUUUCUAAUUUUUCAUUGGAAUUACAAACAGAAUGAAUGUCCUGAGCCCGAGCCAGGCUGUGACUUUGAAGCAGUGGAAGAAGCUAAGGAGCUAUGGAAAACACUUAAAGUGACACCACAGGCACCCCAAGUAUUUACCAUACAGAUGGAACAAAUAGCACCAUUUGGUAAGAAAAUGUCAACUCUACUGUGUAUUUUUUUUUUCACAGUUUACAGAGGCGGAAACUGAAUUUAGCCGUAGAAACUCCUAAAUUCAAUUUCCAAAUACAGCAACCAAAAUCUUGUAGGGUAGAAAAAAAAUCUUCUUUAAUACCCUUUAAAACCAAGACUUGAUAAAGAGACUGGUAAAAUUUUUAAGUUCAAAAUAUUAAUGAAUGAAUGAAUUUAUUUUAUUUGUUUUAUGCAAAGUGUGAUAUUGUAAUAUUUCCUGUUGUUUUCAAUUUUGUUCUUCCUUCAGUGGAAUGCAAGGCAGUCUUUGAUUCAGUUUCAACAACAGCAGAUUCUACCAUCCUUCUUCAAAUCUACUUAAGGUUUGUAAUGUCUUCUUAGAGUCGCUCAAUCCAAAACAGCUUUCACCCUUAACUUUCAGAUCCCUUAAUUCUCUCAAGCAGAUUUUUCUUAUUAAUUCUCCAAAACCAAUGACGGUGUCUGUUUUUUCACAGACGACUUUUGAUGGUGAGUCAUUGUGACAUCUGAGAAUUUCGUUUUAUACGUGACAAACAGAUUCCAUGAUGCCGUGUGUCUGUUCAUUAACAGAUCACAGACGACGCUAAAAUGCUGGAAAGAACCAAAAGUGAUACAUUUUGACGUCAUCUGUAAUUUAUUAUUGAACAGACGACCUCAAAACUGGAAAGAACAAAAAGUGAUACAUUUGACGUCAUCUGUAAUUUAUUAUUAAACAUGUCGUUUCUUUCUUGAAUAUCCCUUAAUGGAUCAUUUUCUUAAUUCUCGUAAACUGUCUUCGUUAAAAAUUAUCAAAGUAUGGAGAAUGUAAGUUCUGAUUACUCAUGGGAAUGAUAUGGUUAAGAGGAAGCUUUUACGAGACCACAACCUUGGUUCAAAACUGUCAGCACUGAAGUUAUUUAGUUCUAUUAUGCAUGGUGACGAUUCGGUGAUUCAUUGAGAGCGCUUUUCGAUUGAGUGUUGUACAGCAACCUAAAAUAACCUCUACGGCAACUCAGGAUAAAGGAAAAUAUCACGAGAAGCUUACGAAAACUCAGCGUGCAAACAAACUGCCAUAAAGAGCGGGAAAAGGCGGGAGAUUGGUAGAGAUAGAGGCUCGACUUUUCAAGACCGAUCUUUGACCGUAACGAAGAAAAACUGAUGUAGUUCCGCAUUACCAUUGACAAUCAAUUGAAAGUUGUUCUAAAUAAAGGUCUAAACACUUGUUAUUGUUGUGUGUUGUUAUAUUUCAGGGUUUCUUGCCCAUUUCCCAUCCGAUUCUCGAAGAUUGCCGUUUUCUUUAGCAAUCAGGUAAGUUAAAAUAUUCCUACAUACGUAAGGCUAGUGUUACUUUGUUUCGCCAAAAUAUGAAAGCACAGUUUAGUCUCGAGCUUACAAUAGCAAGGUAAUUACCACAGCUAACCGGAACGAAGGUCGACCAUAAAAUCCACCGAGGAGAACUGACAUCAAACAACUGUUUACAAUAGUAAGUGUAGGAAACGCGGAUAAUAAAGGCAUGAUUGGUUUGGUUUUGCAUGAUGAUGUCUUAUUGUCUAUGAUCUUGAAGGCGUCAAAAGUAAAAAGUAAUCAUUUGUGGUCACUUCGGGUAUGAAUCGCAACAUUUCGACUGCAUACUGCCAGCCUUCUUCAGGCGAUGAGGUCGACCAAGUACGCGUCACUAAUAUGCUCUUGUGCUCAGCUAUGAUUGGAAUUUCACGGCUGUGAUUGUAUGCUUGGAACAGGCUAAUUUCGUGUCUGCCUGCCUGUAAUCAUGCCAUGACACUCUGGAUGCUAAUUUGGUUGCAUUUUCUACUGGCCUGACUCAAUUUUCUUUUAUCUUUUAUCUUAGUUUUAUAACCAACAGUGUGUUGUGGAGACUGGGUCCGCUCAAGGGGAGGGUGGAUUGUAUCUUCUUCCAGCAAAGACCAAAGUCAUACCAUUUCAACUAGUGCCCCAGCCUGAGGAUGUUGGAAAACUACUUCAGGUUAAAAAAAUACUGAAAUAAUAUGCCAUUCGAGUCUUUGUACUUAUCAAUAAUUUAUUCGUAUGAAAUGAUAAUUGUCGCAGUCUGCUGACGAGACUAGCAGCCUAAAGAGGAAAAGCUAAUGGUCUUUUACUAGAAACUAUCUUUAGAGUGUUGCUGUCAGUCCAAAGUAAGAUUGCCCCCCUCCCCCCGCUUCCCCGCACUUUAUCAUUCCUAGGUGUAGAGUAAAGAAUUUUUGCCCAAGAACAUUACUCAGUGAUCCCAACCAGGGCUCAAAUCCAGAUCUCUCGGUAGUGUCACCGGCAAAGUUUGACAGAAAACUUUUUUCCGGAGGAGACUGCUUUAAAAGAGACUUCAGAUUUAAGCUUUCUUCGUUGUGGUUCCUAGGUCACCUCCGUUGCUUUGGAGUUGGGGUCCCGUGAGUCUCGGUGUGCUGCACUGGUGUGGGGUGGCUGGGGAGGGGAGACUGGUAACCAAAACCUCCCUUUUGUGUCAUAUGGUUUAAAAUCCGCCAGCAAGGAGGAUCAGUUUGACUGGGAUGAGUUAAAGGUCAUCUCGAAAAUCAAGUAAGUCAUGCAUGUUUUCCAUUGAAUCUUAAGCUACGGAGUAGAGUUUAUAGUAACAAUUAUUAACAGACGCAGAGGUGAAUUAUUGUUUCAGUUUGUACCACACAAACUGAAUGACUAGUGAGCCAAAACAUUUUUAACGUAUCAACCUCCGAGUUAGCCAAUCAGUGCGCGUAAAGAACGGUAUCCACGUGAAUGGUAAUUGCUUACAGGUUUGAAUCACAUGGUAUUGAGAGUUCUUAGUAAUUAAUCAAAUGAAUAAUUACGACCCCAACAAGGUGGAAUUUAUUGCUGAUAUCAGUUCCCUUCGCGAACUCUUUACGCCAGAAUUGAACCGCGCAAGCCUAGAGUUAAUAUCACACUGAAGCACGAACCACCCGCCCUCGUAAACGAGCUGUAUGGACUUCAGCUGGUUGUUGAGAGUUUGGAAGAUACACCGCUGAAAGACGUCAGGUAUGCCUUUUCAGUGUGUUUUUAUUUAAGUGUUAAACAAGAACGUGAACCAGUUCCCUCCUCUCCUCCCGUCUAUUUUUGAUUUGAAAGUAAUGCUUUCGCAACAUGUCUUUGCCUUUCUCACAUUUUCGCGCUUUUUUCGGUUUCCAUGAACCUUACUCCUCUUUCAAGCGUUACAACAACAAUAUAUGCCUUUUUUUAGAGUAUGGCUUGGAUUUCAGGACGAGCAGGAAUCUCCCGAAAGAGGUGAGUGUUUUAAAACAACAACGUCUUCCCAAAUGUUAUAUUAUCAUAUGUCAAUAAAGAUAUUCAAUCCGAGAGAGCCUGGGUAUUUUCCUACGUCGGAAGAUUAGAGCGUUAAAGCGCUUUUUGCUUGAGCGUCGUAAACCAAAAGUUCAGGAAUCACAACAGCCAAUCAGAAGAAAGGAAAAUAACUUUAAGAGCCAAUUAGAGUUCAAGGUAAAACCGAAGUUUUACAUCUGAUUGGUGGAGAGAGUGGCGCUAGUUUUCUGGACCAAUCACACAGCGAAGUUAGGCAAACCCAAUGUAAUCUUGGUUUACUUGCAACACUUAGUUGAAAAUUGCUCCAAAUUGCUUUCAUAAUCUGACCGAUUAAUAUGUUUUCGUUCAAAAUGUCAAGUUUCUUUUAAUUGUAUUCCCAGGCGCUUUGAUAUACUCAGAAGUACCCGCAGCAGAUCAGGCUGAGAGAGAUGCAACGAACUUUUUGGAAUUUACUGUGGAUGGAAAGACUGAUAAGGUAUGAGAGGUUGUAUAAAGGAUGAUACAUAGGCGUGCAUGGCUACGAAUUUUAUCUUCGACCCUUGCGUCUCUACCCAUAACCAAGAAGCUAUGCAUUUCAGAGUGAAAUUUGAUUUGCGACACGUGAGUUGCUUUAGAUUUGUGAACGGUAAACUUUGAUGGUGGUGGUGAAUUUAUUGGUUUCUUCACAUUGUGAACCUUAUGACACACUGUACUUUUAUCCUUUUAGACGUUUUGGUGUGUAGUAUGGCUGUGUAUUUUUACGACGUUGUCGUUUUUUGACAACCGAUUCAAAUUGAAAACCAACGAAUGAAAAUACUCAGCAAUGCCAUACACCAAAACUUCUGAUAGGUUAUUCGUUAUCCAACUGAUUUAUUUAUACGAAGAUGUCGUCCAUUCUUUUCUCCAAUGAAUCAACUCACGUAAGCAUAGCCAACCAUAGCCGACAUUGCUGAUCCUAACAGUAUGCAGGACGCGUUUCAUAUUUGAACUUCGUAAUGGGCCUUGUUCGUCAUGGACUCUGCGGCUCAGUGGUAGAGCAUCGGAGCGCGGAAUCCGAAGAUCUGAGGUUCGAUUCCUCAUGAGCAUUCAGAAGUUUUUCUUUGUCUCACGCUCAUGACAAGAAGAAAAGAUCUUUCUCAUUUUCUCUACCGAGCUUAAAAAUAAUUUCAUACCCUACAUCCUAUUUACAAGAUUUUUUUUUUCUGCCGCACAAAGUAACUAACUGUCGAAAUAACCGUACAAUAUUGCAGGAUAUUUGUACUCGAUGCGCCCAUUGAUUCUUUUUCAUACUCUACUUAGCGCUUUUGGAUACUUCGUUUGUCUAGUGUGCAGGAAAAUUAGGCUUUAACACCAAUGAACCGUCGUAGUUCACGUCUUGCAUAUUGUCAAUGUGUCCCUUUCGUCUUUUCUUCCUAGAUCGAGAGGUCGUACUUCGUCAAAUGCUCUCAAGUGGGAUCGCGGACUGUAACAGCAAAGGUAUAAUACCUAAGUAAGCUGUAAUUGCACCUUUAAUCACAAAUAUUUGGGCGUCUGUUUAGAGAACUCAAGUCAUAUUUUCGUGCUAUACGUAGCCUGCAGAAGAGGCGCAACAUUUUUGCGUAUUUAAAGCGAACGAGGAUAUGCAAGAGGGGAGGAGUGCGUCAUUUUUCUCCCGUCUCUCCCUCGUAUGUCACUUCCGCUUGCCUCCGUUCACCCUAUUGUGCAUGUUCUGUUGGCUAUGAGUUCCGUUCAAUACGUAGUUUAAAGAUCUCUAUACAAUACCUUUAGAUACGCAAUAUUUUUCUAUGUUCUUAAUCUCUAAGGAUCAAGUUUCAAGUUAAGAUAUCUUGCAUUCUUUAAAAAGAUUCAUAUUUUCUUGUUUUGUUUUUAUGCAGAUUACUUAUACAGUAGAUGUCCAAGUAGAACCAAAUUCGUCGCCAGUCACUUGUACUUGUGCCAAGGUGAGAUCACUCUUUUGUGUCUUAAAGAAAAGAUAAAGCUACCUCUCAGUAUUCUAAUCCACAGGACUAAACAAAUUUGCAAGCGCCGCGCAAAUUUCCACAUUUAAUUUUAAUCCUCGUUCGCUUUUUAAUGUUGUUGCACUUGUGAAUGUAAGUUGCACUUGUAACAUGGAGCGCUUUUCGAUUGACUGUCGUAAGACCAUAACCAAAGUAAUCACAACGGCCAAUCAGAAGACAGGAGAAUACCUUAAAGAGUCAAUGAGAACUGAAAGUAAAAACAACAAUACCCAAAGGGUGGGAAAACAUGGCUUUAUUAUUGCAUCUGAUUGGUUGAGAAAGUGGCGCGAGUUUUCUGGACCAAUCACAGAACACAAGUAAUCUCAGAUUUCUUUCGACACUCAAUUGAAAAAUCCUUCACAUGGUGAAUAUAAAAUCACGACGUCUUUUUGCUUUCUUCUUUCUCUACUGUCCUGAUUUAUACCCGCCCAAGGAGGAAAGUGUUGUUAUCAAGACUGUUAUGCCAUUUGAAAUCUCUUUGUCUCUGACAAAUCUCAAGGUAAGGGAAAGUAGGCAAUAUUUUUUACGAUGCAAUUUUACGUCUCUUGGAAUCGAUCAAACUUGCGCUUUUGGCUAUCUGUGCAAACGUGCCCUCGCUCUUGUCUAAAAUUUCUUUCUUACUCUGAAAGUUACGGCAUAAAUUAAUGCAUUUAUAAAUCCGUCAAAAUUUUUUUAUCGUGGCAUAACUCUGCGAAUAUAAACCUGGUCUGGACCAACACGCCUCUGAAUUAGGGUACUGUUGUUGGAAUUGUUGAUUAGCGUCAAGGCAACGCCGCAGUAAACGAUGGUUUAAAAAAUGAAUUUAUAAUUUCGCAAAUGGCUGAAUGUGUUUACCGUUUCUACACGUCAACCGUAGCAUAACGUAAGGAAGCCGUGUAGAAUUCCAUUGGGGUUUCCGUACACAGACCACGCAAAUUUGGUUGAUAUCACGUUGGAGUUUUGCCAAAGACGGCUAAUAAAUGUACAAAGAUUUGAUACGCACGUGCCGAUCUGCCAAUUUGAUCUUUUGUUUUGUAACGCCCUCAUUGUGGUCGUCAUGGUUUGCUUUGAGUCCAUAUUUACAGGGAACUAAAAUUAAUUGCAUUUUCGUUUUUUUAAUUCUUUUUUCUUUUGGGGAGGGGUGGGGGGGGUGUAAACCAAAGCAAUGUAAUGAGUUCAAAUCAUUGAUUUGCGUUUAUUCUCAGUUGGAGAGACUGGAUCAGCUGUUCGAAGAAGAACCAUUCCUCUUAUUAGCUGGCAUCAAAUGCACCUCACCUUGGCCUGUUACCAUGGUCACCACUACAUUGAAUAUGGUGAGGUUGUAAACAAUACAAUUUAUGUUCGCAAAAACUGGGUUUGUCUUCCUUAAGAAAAUAUAAUCGAGAAGAUAACAAGUCGAUGAAGCAGGAGAGCAUAUGCAGCCUUUCCUCUCCCCUUUCCCCCCCCCCCCACGCCCCCCCACGAGUCACGAUGGGAAUGUAAGCCAGUGCAUAGAUAUACUCUUUAACCUAAGUGCGUGAUUUCCCCCGCCGGAACUUUGCAAUUUAACUCACUGAAGAAAAAGCAGUCUGAGCAAUUCAAGCUUUAUCGGGGAUUGACGGGGAACCUAUAUCUUCUAGAGAAUAGUCGGGUGCUACUUUCAACUAUGGUAGAAAGAACAAGCAGACAUUCUGGACAACUGUUUGUUUGUUUGUUUGAUUUCAGUCUCCUGAAGUGAAUAUUGUGGGUGAAGAGAUGGGAUCGCAGCUGCAAGGGAGUAAGGAUUGCAUGUCUGUGUAUUACGAGAAUAACCGAUCUGAAUUAGUUAAGGAUGCGUCUACUUGCACUGCCGUCCCAAAAAAUCCGUGAGAUUGUCGUUGUUACAGCGUAUCGGGCUUCUUUUUAACUAAUCGCCAAACAUUUGGGGAAAAUAGACAAGGUUGACCGAUUUUUUGGACCAACUGAGGUAGGGGGAAAUCUGCAGGGGAAUACGAUGGGAAUUUUCCUGAGGGGCUUCAAGGCUUUCAAGGCCCCCUCCUCAUACUACACAAGGUUGAGCGAUUGUGUAGACCAAUGGAGAGAGAGGGGGGAAAUCUACGUGGGAAUACGAGGAGAAUUUUGUUGAGGCGUUUUCAAGGCCCCUCUUCUUUUAAAACAAUGACCAACGGAGGAAGGGGGUAAGAAUUUGCAUGGGAAUAGGAGGUGGAUUUUGUUGACGGGUUUUCAAGGCCCCACUUAGUGAAAACAUACAGCUUUGCGAUUUGUGCCCCUAUAUGCAAAUUGCGAGUUUCAAGAUUUCUCGUGAAAAUUUGGCAAUUAUUCCCGACUUGCUAGCUGUUAAAUCUUUACAGGAUACUUUGUCUCUUUCUCCUUCUAACGUCAUGUAUGGUGGUCCCAGUCUCUUUGCAACAGGGUGAAAGUGCGUCGGAAUGCUACUGCUUAGCUGUUAAAGAGGGUGUCAGUAAAAUGAAGGUCGUGAACAUUGGAAGUCUUGCCCUCCAGUGGAGACGGUAAGUCCGUGAUUACACUCGAGGGACUAAGAAAAGUGAGAUAAAUAUUGAGACAAUUUCCAAUGGAGUACCCAAUGUAAUACCGAACUGCAUUCAAAAUUUGGUCCGCCUUCCUUUGCUCUGUGAUUGGACAAGGAAAGUUGCGCAACUGUCUCUCUCAACCAAUCAUGAAAUGCAGAAACCAAUAGCGACUUGGCCCACCUGCGUUUUCCCGCGCUUCAGGCAGUUUGCUUGAUUUUUCUUCGUGUUCUCAUUUGUUCUGAUGUGCCGAUUUUAUUACUUUGGUUUUUGGUUUUUGCCAACACUCGGUAGACCCACUGAUGCCUUUUCAACUGAACCUUAUUUAGGAGAAUAUGUCCCAGUCCUUUCGUUGCUUGAUUUAAUCAUUUUACAUUUUUUUAAUUCUCCAGAACUUCUGCGGCUGAUAAGUUUCCAGUUGUGGUGACAGAGCUCACUUUCCCCUCUGUAACAGUAGAGAGUGUUCCUUUUGCGAUACAGGCAGGUACGUAUCCAGCAGUGUUAUUCAUACGGCAAUAUGCCAAGCGUCAAAAUCAAACUAUACACGAGAAGGUCUUUUCAUGCUUCUCGCUGUUGACCUGAUAAUAUCGUGCAGCUUUUGUAGAGGCAUCGUCGUCCAAAUGUGACUGGGAGAACAAAAUUGAGUGGUACACAAAAUUCAGUAAAAUUGCGGGCAAAUUAGCAUAAACACGAUGAAGUCGACAAGGUUGUGCGAAAGCACUCUUCCCGCGCUUUUUACAGGGUUUCAAAUUGUUCCUCUGGAGCGUCAUCCCUACGUCGAUACUUCAGCUGUAGAAAUCCUUUACGGUGGCCAAUUUACAUUAUCACUUCAGUUGAUGAAACCAAAUUAUCUUUAAAGAUAUGUAUUUGUUAAUGAAUAGAAAAGGAGAGACGGUAAAUUUAAGCUCCGUAAUAAAGUAAAGAAAGAUAUUUUUUCCUUCGUGUCACAAGCGUGGGACAAAGAAAAAGUAGAGCUUGCCAUUCGAGAGCGGAAUUCGAAGUUCUGGGGCUCUAAUCCUCAUGGGGACACGCCCUCGUUACAAGACCAAAGGAAAAAAAUGUAUUUAUUGUACCGUUUUUUUUUUUUUUUUCAGAUUUGCCUGCAUACGGCUGUGUACAGACUCCACUUUUCGUAAGCUAUCUCGUCCGCAAUAGAACGCUUCAAGUCCAGGAAGUCGAAGUCACCGUAGAGCCAAGUGACGCCUUUAUGUAUUCAGGUCAUAAACAGGUUAGUUCAGCUUACUUGCUAAACGUAAAACAUGUCUCAUGCGAGGGGGUUUGGUGAAAUAAUAUACUUGAAGAAGUAUAUUAUUGGCUACUGCGCUGUGAUUGGCUACUCAAACUCCCAAUAUCCUUUGCCAUUUAUCUACGAGAAACGUGGGCGGAAUUUGCCAGAAGCCAACGCAACUUUGUGAAUAGUUUUUAACGAUGAAUUUCUUUUCCAGAUUCAAUUUCGUCUGCUGCCAACUGGCGAUCACAGGCUCAAGUUCAGUUUGUACCCUCUUUACGCCGGGUUUUUGACUCUUCCCAAGCUGCAUUUCAAACUGCCUCGCUUUCAGGUUAGCUGGGAUGAACAUGCGCAGAAAUUGGUUCCGACCAAUGUUUUUAUAAAGGUAAGAAACUUUUUUUAUGUC
This is a messenger RNA of Pocillopora meandrina, 15837 nucleotides long. NCBI's taxonomy places the organism in Eukaryota, Metazoa, Cnidaria, Anthozoa, Scleractinia, Pocilloporidae. The record is from the annotation of a GenBank genome assembly.